Messenger RNA from Myodes glareolus (Bank vole), 3907 nucleotides. The record is from RefSeq and is a predicted model, not a curated record. NCBI's taxonomy places the organism in Eukaryota, Metazoa, Chordata, Mammalia, Rodentia, Cricetidae.
AUGGUAGGGUACUUGCAGGGCACCAGAUGGGCGCUGCAAUAAGGAGCAGUGUGUCUGAUCAGUGCUCUCCUGGCAUAGGAGCACCCAAUGUCGGACCCAAGAAAGGAACUGGCUAUGUGACCUGCCCUGUCUGACUGAGGAGCAGGUAGGAAACAGUCCCUGCGAAACUGCCUGGCGCAGCCAUUUUAGCCUCCAUCUCUGGGCAAACGUGAGGUCUAGCUGAGGAUAUCAUGAGAGCAAGAUCAAACCGGUCUGGAACUAUUUCCUGUCAUCCCAACUCAUUGUCAUCACAGUGAUGAAACUCUUAUGCUCAGCUUGUGUUGUGGUUAGGGGAGUUUCAGAGUGAGCAUGCUCAGACCCCCACUACUUCCUGAAACCUCUCAACUGGGCCUGUAGAGGGGUGCUCAGUGCUGCCUCAGGACGGGCCUGCUCAGUGCUGCCUUGGGACGGGCUUGGGUUUUUUUUAAGCCACCUUCAUAAGGGGCACAAAGCCUACAUUGGAGCCAACAUGAAAUCAGAGCCCACCAGGGCAGCAGGAAACACCACGCUGGGGGUCACCUCUGAGACCUGCCACACACCCUAUGAGGAGAGCAGAGUGGUCCUGGUGGUGGUGUACAGUGCAGUGUGCAUGCUGGGCCUACCGGCCAACUGCCUGACGGCAUGGCUGACAUUGCUGCAGGUGCUGCAGAGGAACGUGGUGGCCGUCUACCUGUUCUGCCUGUCCCUCAGCGAGCUGCUCUACAUUAGCACGCUGCCACUGUGGGUCAUCUAUAUCCAGAACAAGCACAGCUGGAACCUGGGCCCGCAGGCCUGCAAAGUGACUGCUUACAUCUUCUUCUGCAACAUCUACAUCAGCAUCCUUUUGCUGUGCUGCAUUUCCUGCGACCGCUACUUGGCAGUGGUCUACGCCCUGGAGAGCCGAGGCCACCGCCAGCAGAAGACUGCCAUCCUCAUUUCUGCGUGUGUGUUUGCUUUUGUUGGGCUCGUUAACUACCCAGUGUUCGACAUCACGCUGGAGAAGAACUCCUGCUUCGAGCCCCAGAGGAUGAGCAGCAGGAUAGCCAGCUACCACUACGUGCGUUUCACCUUCGGGUUUGUCGUCCCUCUUGGGACCAUCACGUUCACCAACCGCCAGAUUUUCAGGAGCAUCAAGCUGAGCACGAGCCUGAACGCUGCCCAGAAAGCCAGGGUGAAGCACUCCACCAUCGCGGUCGUCACCAUCUUCCUGGUCUGCUUCGCCCCCUACCACCUGGUGCUCCUUAUCAAAGCUGUUGGCUUCUCCUACUACCACGUAGAUGGAGCUGCCGUGUGUGACUUUGAAGACAGACUGUACACAGUCUCUGUGGUGUUCCUGUGUCUGUCCACGGUUAACAGUGUGGCUGACCCCAUCAUCUAUGUGCUCGUUACAGACCAUUCUCGGCAAGAAGUGUCCAGGAUCCACACAGGGUGGAAAAAGUGGUCCACAAAGACAGAUGUUAUAGACUUAAAGGACUCCGAGGAGGCAGGCUCACCCACAGCAAAGCCCUACACCUUCCCCAAGCCUGCGUACCCUCCAGGGUCAGAGCCGGAGGAGCUGGGCUUACAGUGCUCCCCAGAAAGACUGUCUGAGGAAUUCUGCUAAACCCAUUAUACCUCAGUGGAGGAUGCUAAGCCUUGAAACCAGCACCGGCCACGUAUUUGUGGUCCUUUGAGCCGCCAUCUAGGGUGUCCGCAGCACUGUAGAUACUUUUCUGGAAGGCAUACUGCUGAUCUUUCUUCAUAACGCCACUCAGCUCUGUAAAUAUCUCUUCCUUGGAUGUCCAGAACCUCCGGGCUCUCCUGUAUGGGAAGAGGCGGUGUUUUGAGAGCACCAAUCAUACCUGUAGGCUGCCAGAGACUCAGGGAGCACGUGGCUGGCAGGAGAGCUCGUCAUCAGCAGCUUGCUCUGCAGGGCUCCCAACAACCAUCAGCAGGGUACUCGGUAGAGCCCUGGACAAUGACUUUAUUUUCUAUGCGUUUCCUGCAUUGUCCAGUGGCUACUGUGGUGUAUAUUGGGGCUUUCCACAGAGGGAGACAUGGCCUGCAUCUGGGGUUACUAUCAUGGUGCCUAGAGCCGUGACAUAGCCAAAGAGCCAGAGGGCAAUAGGAGUCCAACCCCGAGGGCUCCCAUUGGGAGUUGGUUCUACGUUGACAUAAUUGUCUAUUAGAGGAGCCAUGGGGCAUGGUGGCAUUUACUCUAGCUCCUGGUAGCACCAUAUAUCCUCCCUAGGGACCCCUCUGCCACUUACAUUAGGAAGUGCUAGUGGGUACCUCCAGAAAGAGAUUGGCAUAGCUGCUACCGGGUAAGGGGGUGUCUGGCAUCUGGCAUGCCUUUCUUUACCUUGCAGCUUCUGGCCUUGGUGCCACAGGGGAAGUGGGCUGGGGCUCCUGAAAGGACAAGUCAGGGGCAAGACUCUCUGGCCCAUUGGAUCGGAGAUGGAGACCUCAGGGCUCUGAGUCAAACCCCAGCGCCUCCAUAAGAGCCUCGUCUCGGUUCAGUCAGACCCACGCUUUUGUUGGUUACCUCACCAGGUUACUCACCGCUGGACUGAGCCCCUCCCCGACUCGGAGGCAAGGGCUGGAGACAAGGAGUGCAGCAGGCUUUGGGGCCAGCUCCUCUGAAGCUCACACAUUACAGAGGCUGCUCAGAGACAGAUAAACGACAUCCGCGGUUACCUUUUGCUCUUCUCUGGAAGUAGCGUGAAAACCUGAGAAUAAGAAAAACAAAAAAGAAACUCGAUCCUAACUUCCUUUUUCUAUUUUUGAUUACCUUUUAUUGUUUUGAGACACGGUUCCUUGCAGCUCACUAAGGAACAGAAGAUGACCUAUACUCCUGAUUUUCUUGUCACGCCCACCCAGAGGGCUGGGAUCACAAGCACACAACCAGCAGCUUCUAACUUCCCCUUUAGUGGCUUUCUGUUUGUUUGCUUGGGCGUGUGUGUGUGUGUGUGUGUGUGUGUGUGUGUGUGUGUGUAUCUGCAACCUGUAUGGAGGUCAAAGGUUAACACUGAUAUCUUCCUCGAUUGCUUUCUGCUUUAUUUAUUGAGACAGGGUCUCAUGCUGACCCCAGAGCUCACUAGUUAGCUAGACGAUUAGUUGGCUAUACUAGUUAGCCUGCUUGCUCCAGGACCCCCAUCUCUGCCUGGCAAGCAGAAAUGCAGUCCAGACAGGCCACCACGCUUGCCCUCGUGUCUCAGCUUUUUGUUUUUAUGUUUUUGAGACAGGAUUUCUCUGUGUAGCCCCAGCUGUACUGGAGCUCUCUCUGUAGACCAGGCUGCCCUCAAACUCACAGAGAUCCACCUUCUUCUGCCUCCCCAGUGCUGGGAUUAAAGGAGUGUGCCCCCAUGCCUGGCCCCGUGUCUCAGCUUUUCUGUGGGUGCUGGGGUCCCAACUCUGGUCCUCAUCUGUGAAGCAAACAGUUUACCAACGGACUCAUGUUCCCAGCCUCUGUUUCCUUUUUAAAACGUGGUAACGGUGAAGGGCAGGCAGGUGGAGCAGGCCUGGGGAACUUACAGUUUGUACUACCCUAGGCAAAGUGAAGCCGAACCAUCUCUCAUUCCCGUGGCCACCCAAAGCACAGCACGACUGGGGAUGGACGCCUGUUUUCUUUGAUACACUGGUCUGUCCUCUCUCUGGGCGCUCCAUCCUUCCUCCACAGGCCCCAGAUGCCCUCUCCAGCAGCUUCUUCCCGCCUUAGUCCCUCUCCUCUCUUCAGGCUUAAGGCUCUGGCAUCACCCCUGGGUCAUUCUCUCCAGCACCCCAGAGAAACUUUAUCAUUGGACUCUUCCAUGGACCAUGUGGGCUGGCCUGAGCAGUCUCUGAGGGAAAGGCAGGUGACCAGAUUCCUGAGUGGCUUCUACCCUUUUGGUUCCUCCUCAUUAUGAUCCCC